GCUCUUCACUACCCGCACGAGAGCACUGAACGAACUCAGGCAUCAAGACAUAAUGGUCAAUCUCGCAGGCAAGGAAGUAGGAGACAUUGGGUACGGCCUCAUGGGCCUGACAUGGCGGGCAAAUCCACCUCCACAAGAGCAAACCUAUGAAUCAAUGCGCACCGCCCUGGCGCUUGGAGCCAAUGCGUGGAACGGCGGCGAGAUUUAUGGCACCCCUCAGCGCAACUCUCUGCACCUCCUCAACGAGUACUUCACCAAGUGGCCAGAGGAUGCCGAGAAGGUCGUGCUUUCAAUCAAGGGCGGCGUUGUGCCUGGCGGGCUCCAACCUGAUGGGAGCAAGGCGAACGUCACGCGCAGUAUCGAGGAGUGCCUGGCGGUCUUGGACGGCAAGAAGUUUCUCGAUCUGUUCGAGUGCGCGCGGGUCGAUGUGCGGGUGCCGCUCGAAGAGACUAUUGGAACGAUCGCGGAGUACGUAAAGGCGGGCAAGGUGGGCGGCAUCAGUCUGUCCGAGGUGGGCGCGAACACGAUCCGCAAGGCGCAUGCUAUCCAUCCUAUCUCCGCGGUGGAGGUUGAAUUUUCGCUGUGGGCCACCGACAUCUUAGAGAAUGGUGUGGCGGCGACGUGUGCGGAAUUGGGCAUUCCCAUUGUCGCAUACUCACCCCUGGGUCGAGGGUUUCUGACCGGACAGUACAAGACGGCCGGCGACGUGCCUGAGAACUCGGUUAUGAAGAUGUUGCCGCGGUUCCAGCCAGACGUGUUCGACGAAAACAUGAAGCUCGUACUCGAGGUCGAAAAGAUUGCGACCAAGAAGGGCUGCAAGCCAAGUCAGAUCGCCAUCGGCUGGAUCCUCGCCCACAGCGGGCAGAAGGGAAUGCCCAACGUCAUUCCGAUCCCGGGAGCGACCACCCCGGAGCGCAUUGCGGAGAAUAUGAAGCCCGCGAAGCUGGACGACGACGAGAUGGCCGCGCUCGAGGAGAUUCUGAAGCGAUUCCCGCCGAUUGGUGCGCGGUACCACGAGGCGGGCAUGAAGCACGCGGAGCUGUGAGGAGGGGGGGCAACGGUAUCGUGGACGCCUGUAGCAAGCCGUGUUCGCCUGUAGCAAGCCGUGUUAGCCUUGUGCCGCGAUGUAGAGUGUGAACGAACGGACGGCGCUUGAGGAAGGGGGUCAGAUCAAGUGUAGUGAAUAGAGCAGUCCGCAUUCGGCUUCUGUGAGCGAAACCGUUGGCAUUGCAGAACUCGAUGCUUCAUCAGGAGGGCGGGGAGAGGACUUGGCUCAACAAUGGCUUACCGUGUGUACUCUCGCGCGUCGCGAUGGGCCAAGCUGGCGG
Molecule: messenger RNA, 1328 nt
Organism: Trematosphaeria pertusa
Lineage: Eukaryota; Fungi; Ascomycota; Dothideomycetes; Pleosporales; Trematosphaeriaceae
Product: Aldo/keto reductase
Exons: 3
Coding region: 53-1045 (330 amino acids)
Cellular component (GO): cytoplasm
Source: RefSeq, a predicted model, not a curated record